ACGCGAGACACGACACUCGCAACACGAGAAUCAAAUCGAGGAUCAACCCCCUCCUAUAUCAUUUAAGCUGUUACAGAGGGCGUUAGCUCAAUUCAUAGCCUUCCUUCGGGUAGGGUUAAGGCAAGAUGAACAAUGCGGCUAAGCGUGCAGAUUGUUGGUUUGGCGCGAAGAACUAUGGUAGAGCAGUUUAUGAAUGUCUACGUGGUGGACUUUAUUUUACCAAAGAUGAUGAGAAUGUGAACUCCCAACCAUUUAUGCGUUGGAGAGACCGUUUCUUAUUUUGUGCCGAAGCUGUUUAUAAAGCACAGGCUGAAACAGGUGGAAUCAAAGGGCAUUAUUUGAAUGCUACUCCGGGUACAUGCGAAGAAAUGAUCAAAAGAGCUGUAUUUGCCAGAGAAUUGGGAGUUCCUAUCGUAAUGCAUGACUACUUAACAGGGGGAUUCACCGCAAAUACUAGUUUGGCUCAUUCGAGAUAAUGGCCUACUUCUUCACAUCCACCGUGCAAUGCAUGCUGUUAUUGAUAGACAGAAGAAUCAUGGUUUGCACUUCCGUGUACUAGCUAAAGCUUUACGUCUAUCUGGUGGAGAUCAUAUUCACGCGGGUACAGUAGUAGGUAAACUUGAAGGAGACAGAGAGUCAACUUUGGGCUUUGUUGAUUUACUGCGCGAUGAUUAUGUUGAAAAAGAUUGAAGCCGCGGUAUCUUUUUCACUCAAGAUUGGAUCUCGCUACCAUACCACAA
This is a messenger RNA of Arabidopsis thaliana (thale cress), 740 nucleotides long. RefSeq names its product Ribulose bisphosphate carboxylase large chain, catalytic domain-containing protein. The record is from RefSeq and is marked reviewed. The transcript has a single exon. The coding region runs from base 126 to 476 and encodes 116 amino acids. Lineage: Eukaryota; Viridiplantae; Streptophyta; Magnoliopsida; Brassicales; Brassicaceae. Gene Ontology annotation, molecular function: ribulose-bisphosphate carboxylase activity; magnesium ion binding.